Oreochromis niloticus (Nile tilapia) is the source of this 1317-nucleotide messenger RNA. It is a transcript of the gene nat8, whose product is annotated as N-acetyltransferase 8. Lineage: Eukaryota; Metazoa; Chordata; Actinopteri; Cichliformes; Cichlidae. The transcript has 2 exons. Bases 287 to 949 code for a protein of 220 amino acids. The record is from RefSeq and is a predicted model, not a curated record. Gene Ontology annotation, molecular function: N-acetyltransferase activity.
GUCAUAUAGGUGUAACCCGACAGUUAUGGUGUCCCACUUUAGGGAAAAUAUCUCCAAAAAGGCUGCAGUAACAGCCAAAAACAGUAACAAUAAAAAUACAACGUAUUAAUAUCAACCCUAAAAAACGUUCACGCCAGCUUUCCUGGUUCUUCCGAUGAUCCCUGAAUGCAGCACGGUAGACGUGAGGAAGUAGUUUAGGAGCCAAACGAAAUGAGGGGGUUUUGACUUAGGGAAACAGAAUUUAAACUCCACUUUCAAGGACUGGCAUAAAACAGCUGAACGAGCCAUGGACAACAUUCAGAUCCGGAAGUUUCAGGAUGAAGAUGCUGAUGUUGUGAAGGAGCUCUUCACCUUGGGGAUGAGUGAGCAUGUGCCUUCAUCCUUUGUGCACGUUCUGAAGCAGCCAGUAACCCAGAUGGUCCUCAUGUGCAUGUUCUGCGCUCUCGUGACCAGCUCCAAGUCAUUCCUGCUUCCCAUCUUGGCCGUCACCUUCUGCCUGGCUGGAGCCCGGCAGAUGGUCGUCUACAUGUUCAACAAAUACAUCGAAACCUCGCUCAGAAAGGACCUCAACAACAUCAGUGAGACCUACCUGAAAGGGAAAGACUCGUGCUUUUGGGUGGCUGAUAGCGAUGGCCGGGUAGUGGGUUCGGUGGCUUGUCUCCCUGCUGAGAACGCUCCUGGUUGCUUGGAGCUGAAACGCAUGUCGGUCCGCCGCAGUCACCGCGGGAUGGGCAUUGCAAAGGCUCUGUGUCGAACAGUGGCUGAAUUUACUCGCGACAGGGGUUACGGAGCUGUAAUACUGCAGACCUCUGUGGUGCAGACAGAUGCUCAGAAGCUGUACGAGCACAUGGGCUACAAAAAGAUAAGAGAGUUUGUCGUUCCAGAGUUUCUUGCCAAAAUCCUAAACUUCACCCUGUUUGAGUACAGACUUGAUUUACAGCAGGACUGAAGAAUGGACUGAAUCAGAUAUAAACACUGAAAACCAUUUCAGGGCAGCAGUACAACACAUUUAUCUAGUUCCUCCACUCUGUGUUUUCCCAGCAUGUAUUUGAUUGAGGCAGAAACACUCUGGACAGGUCGGGCACGGGUGGGUGAGGUGGGGAUGUGUUUACUCAACACUUGUAGAGCUGGUCCAGUUGUGUUUUCUCCUGUUUCAAACACACACAAGAUCGUUACUGUUUUUUUGGGUGAAAUAGUUGGUUCCACAAAAUAUUAAAGUAGAAAAACUCAGCUUUUGUUAAGGGUUUUAUGUUGAUUUGUCAUUUUAUUUAACUUCUACAUGAUUUUAACAAUAAAUGUAUACAUCUGAACACAAAA